UCGACGCCCUGCGACUUGUUCGUCCAUCGUACAAUAAUAUUAAUACAUUCGUUUGCCGUUUACAAAAUAUUAUAUAAACACGUUCAGGCUCUGUGAAGCCGCGUGUCGGACGCGCUCAUUCAAGGCUCACAGCUCAAAUCGUUUUGUUUACUCCCAUCCAGAUCGCCCGCGGUUCAUCCACGGUGUAUAUUAAGUAUAUACAUAUAUAUAUGUAUAUUGUAUUUUUAAUCCGUUCGGGAUUUAAUCCAUUUCGGGAGUUUGACGAGUCAGCGACUUCGGUGUAGGUAGAUACCUGACCUGCAACAUAUUAAUAACUAUAAUCUUGAGCCUUUUAUACGACACGACCACCGGAGCCACUUAACCGAGUUUUUCUGUCGUCCGAUGCAAUUUUGAAUAGAGCCAUGAGGAUCAUCGGUGUUUUGUUUACCGUUAUCCUUUUUUUCGUACCAUCACGAGGUUUGACGUACAUAGAUGAAGAUGAAUCAUCCGAUAAUCGCAACAGGGAAUUUAAUAUUUUACCAAGUAGGGCGGCUAUUGAACGAGUACCUCAUCAGUUCGAAAGAUAUAAAAUACACGUUCCUGUUCGCGACGCUGUUGAAAAACUGCCAUCGAAAAAAGAUCCAUCGCCCUCAAAAUAUAGACUAGCGUCUGGAAGUGCCAAUGUUUUUUGUCAUCUUGACUCUACACAAUACCACAAAAAUCAAAUUCCUCAAAAUUUGGAAAAAAUAAUUUUGUCGUCUUGUACUCACAUAUUGUUCAGCUCUGCAGACACAAAUUUUGACACCAUUGCAAACAAUUGGUAUUCUAGUCAAUCAAAUGGCACGUUCGCUUCCAUCGCACGUUUAAAAAAAAAAAACCCUUCUACAAAAAUAUUAUUAUUGAUUAACGACAUUUUACCCGAAAGUGUAUCGUUUUCAAAGAGAGAUUUUAUCAUUUCAGUCUCGGAAGUUUUGAAAAUUAGUGGAUUUGAUGGACUAGUUUUAUCUGAUGUUACACCAUCAACUUAUAACGAGUUUGGUGAAGACGAAAACACUAAAGAAGAAUUUCCGCUAUUGAUUGAAGAAUUGGCCAGCGUGCUAAAACCAAGAGGAUGGUCAUUAUCAUUAAUUGUACCACCACUGGAUCAAACGUCAAGAAACUACGACACUAAAAGAAUUGUUCUAAAUUUAGAUUUCAUUAUUCUCAAGAGUUUUGAUUUUCGACAAGAUGAAGAGAAAAUUAUUGGUCAUCACGCUCCACUGUACAGUGCAGUAGAUAGAGAUCCAUCGUCAAAGUAUCGCAAUGUGGAUCAUAUGGUAAAGCAUUGGAUACACAAUGGUGCAGAUCCAAAUCAAAUAAUAGUUGGUGUAGCUUUAUUUGGGAGAAGUUUCAGAUUGACUGACCCUAAAAAUUUCCAACCAGGCUCUCGAACAAACGGGGAUGGAUAUGCUGGUAGAUGGACAAAAACGUCUGGAUUCCUAUCGUAUUACGAAGUAUGUGAUCGCACGAAAAAGGACGAUUGGAGACAGUAUUCGGACAAAUCUGGUUCCCCGUUUGUUGUUAGAAAAGAUCAAUGGAUCAGUUACGAGAACCACCACAGUUUAACACGAAAACUUGAAUAUAUGGAAAAAUUAUCACUAGGAGGAGUAAUGUUAUGGUCAUUAGAUUCAGAUGACUAUAAUGGGCUUUGUGGCACUCCUUGGCCACUUGUAACCACUGUUAAAACAUAUAUUAGUAAUGUUAAUAAAAAAAAUUCAAUGUCAAACGAUCUACGAGAAACACCAUUACAAUUUGAUCUAAACAAAAAAGUGGUAUGUUACUUUGCCAGCUGGUCAUGGUAUCGUUACGGAGAAGGAAAAUUUGCUCCUGAGUAUAUCGACAAAGGUCUAUGUACACAUGUAGUUUAUGCAUUUGCUUCUCUAGACCCCAAUGAUUUAACAAUAACAUCGGGAAAUGAAUGGGAAGAUUUCGAGAACAAAUUUUAUGAAAGAUUGGUGUCCAAUUCAAAAUCUGGAGAUAUCAAAGUUAUGAUCUCAAUGGGUGGUUGGACAGACUCGGCCGGUGACAAAUAUUCAAAAUUAAUUAGCAGUGGAACUUCGAGGAGAAGUUUUGUAAAUUCUGCUGUUGCGUUUUUGAGAAAAUAUAAUUUUAACGGUCUUCAUCUGGACUGGAAUUAUCCUGUGUGUUGGCAAGCCGAUUGCACUCAAGGUCCAUCUUCGGAUAAAACUAAUUUUGUUAAACUAAUACAAGAGCUUAAAUCGGAGUUCAAUAAACAAGACCCACCGUUUGAAUUAUCAGCUGCAAUCUCUGGUUAUGAAGAAAUUAUUAAAGAAGCUUAUGACUUUCCAAGUCUAAGUGAAUACUUAGAUUUCAUGUCUAUAAUGACAUAUGAUUAUCAUGGAUCUUGGGAAAAUGUCACUGGACACGUGAGUCCGGCUUAUUACAAAGAUGGCGACGAAUUUCCUAAGUACAAUAUGGAUUCCACCAUUAAAUUAAUAAGAAAAUUGGGCGCAGAUCCGUCAAAAAUCGUAGUUGGUCUUCCGUUUUAUGGUCAGACGUACACAUUGUCAUCGAAUUCAGAACACGGGCUUGGUGAUCCAGCUAAAGGAUCAGGAUAUCCUGGCGAAUAUACACAGCAACCAGGAAUGUUGGCGUACUACGAAAUUUGUAAUAGAGUUUCUAAUGAGAAAUGGCAAGUAUCAAGGGAUAAAAAUAGUGGAUUUGAUCCAUAUGCGUAUGAUGGAAAUCAAUGGGUCAGUUACGACGACGAGAUAUCUAUUAAAUUAAAGUCCGAAUAUAUAGUGAAUCAAGAACUUGGUGGAGCUAUGGUUUGGACAAUUGAUUUAGAUGACUUUAACAAUAUAUGUUGUAAAGGUUCUUAUCCAUUGCUGACAAAAGUUAACGAAGUGUUUAAAAGGAUUCCAAUUAAAUCAUCAAAUUUGAUAUGUAAUAAACCAGAUUAUCCAACUACACCGACUUAUCAGAUUCCUACGACUACCGAAGAAGGACAAGGUUCUUGGGAAGAACAAUCGCCAUCAACAGUAUCAACAACACAACCUACUAGACCGACAACAAUAUCGACAACACAACAACCUACUAGACCAACAACACAAUAUAUAACUAAACCACAAACCCGACCUUCAACAACAACCACUACUACAAGUACAACCCCUCCAACCACCUCAACUACAACCACAACUGAACCAAAUAUUGAUGAAGUAAUCGAAAUUGAACAACAGACAACUCACAAGCCAUCUGUAAAUCGUCCUUGGUGGUCCGAGUACCACACUCAAAGACCAGAGCAACAAGAAAUAUGCAAACCAGGAACGUAUCAAUCUUCUAAAGACGAUUGUCAGAACUAUUAUCAAUGUAAAAACGGACGUUAUAGGAAAUAUGCUUGUAAAGAAGGAUUGCUGUGGAAUAGAAAUGCUAACAAAUGCGAUUCGCUAAGAAAUGUUAACUGCAAUGAACCCACCAAUUCUCAAAUUUCUGAAGUGACUACAACAACAACUACGACACAAAAACCUGUCACGACAUCAAGACCUAUAACAGUUAGACCAACCCCUACGUGGCGACCAACUACAACAACAGGCAGACCGAUUACUACAUGGCGGCCAACGACAACAACAGCCAGACCGAUGACUACAUGGAGACCAACAACAACUACAAAAAAAUAUAGAAAUUGCGUUGAAGGUGAAUAUGUAGCCGCCAUUGGUGACUGUACUUCAUACUUUGUAUGUUCAUACGGUUAUUUCGUUAGACAGUUUUGUUCCGCUGGAUUGGCCUGGAACGAUAAAAAGAAAAUGUGUGACUGGAAAUAUAACGUGUAUUGCAACUACCAACGUUCAAAUAGUAUAUUUACGCACACCAGUAUGUUAGUCAAAUCUUCGGUGGAAUGUCAAGAUGGUGAAUUCGCAUCUCAUCCAGGGGAUUGCAACAAAUAUCUACAAUGUUUAUGGGGAAAGUUUAAAGUUAACUCAUGUCCUGCUGGUCUCUAUUGGAAUAAUAAAUUCAGACUUUGUGAUUGGCCAAUGAAUUCUGGGUGCAUGCCGUCUCAAGAAAUUAACACUUACCCGACCGAUGAGCCUGACAUUCCAUCAUUCCCUAGUCAACCGCCAAGUACUGAACCAACCACGAAGCCGACUACUUCGAAACCAAUAAUAAUAAAGCCAACGACUUUGAAACCAACAACACUGAAGCCAACGACUUUGAAACCAACAACACUGAAGCCAACGACUCCUACUUCUACUACUACUACUUCAGAAUCAACUACAGAAGAAAACUAUAUUCCAUGGAAGCCAACAACUGGAGUUCCUACUACGGAAGAUCCGUGGGCAUGGAAACCUACCACUACAACUGCCGCAACUCUUCCCACGACCCAAUCGAACUAUCAUUUGACGGGACAGUAUAAAGUUGUAUGCUAUUUCACCAACUGGGCGUGGUACCGACCUUCGCCAGGUAAAUUUUUCCCAGAAGACACGGAUCCAAAUUUGUGCACUCAUGUAGUGUAUGGUUUUGCAACUCUGGAUUACACAGAACUAGUUAUUAGAGUAUUCGAUUCAUGGGCAGACAUCGAUAAUGGUUUCUAUGAACGAGUAGUAGCACUCAAACGACGUGGGGUCAAAGUUUCUAUUGGUUUAGGUGGAUGGAAUGAUUCAGCAGGUGAUAAAUACAGUCGUUUGGUCAAUAAUCGUUCCAGUCGCAAAAAGUUUAUAAACAAUGUACUCGAUUUUAUGCACAAGUAUGGUUUUGAAGGUCUUGAUGUUGAUUGGGAAUAUCCGAAAUGUUGGCAGACUAAUUGUGACCAAGGCCCAGAUUCUGACAAAAAUGCAUUCUCCAAUUUUUUGAUUGAGCUUAAACAAGCUUUUAAACCACAUGGAUACUUAUUAUCUGCUGCUGUUUCUCCUAGUAAAGUAGUAAUAGAUUCGGGUUACGAUGUGCCUAUAUUAAACCAAUACUUAGAUUGGAUUGGCGUAAUGGCUUAUGAUUAUCAUGGUCAAUGGGAUAAGAAAACUGGUCAUGUUGCACCAAUUUAUAAUCAUCCAGAAGACGAGAUUGAGUAUUUCAACUUGAAUUAUACUGUCCAUUAUUGGAUCAAGAAGGGCGCGAACAGUAAGAAAAUUGUUCUCGGGUUUCCAUUGUACGGUCAAUCAUUCACGUUAUCUAAUCCUAAAGUGCACGGUUUAAACGCACCUUCAUCUGGUGCAGGAGAAGCUGGUCAAUUCACGCGAUCUGCUGGAUUCAUUGCUUACUACGAGAUUUGUCGUAAACUUGCCUCCGAGCAAUGGACUAUUGUUCAAGACCCACAACAUAGAAUGGGCCCAUAUGCAUAUAAGGGUAACCAAUGGGUAGGAUUCGAUGAUGUAAAAACAGUAGCACAAAAGGCAGAGUACGUGAAAUCUAUGAAUUUGGGAGGCGCUAUGAUUUGGGCUUUAGAUUUGGAUGAUUAUCGAAACGUAUGCGGCCAAGGAAAUUAUCCACUACUCAGCACUAUCAUGAAGACACUAGGCCAAAAACACGGUAAUCCACAAACUACUCCGAUGAUACCUGUAACAAGUAAACCGACGACAUCCAUGACUACGACGUCAUCGCCGCACUACAACACUUCAACGACCGAAGUGUCUACGACUACACAACUGUCACCGACAAGACCAACAAAACCCUCGUAUGCGAAGCCGACGACGACGACGAAGCCGACGACAACGACGACGACUACGACUUCUACCACGACGACCACGACACCGAAACCCACGACGACCGUGAAACCUCCGUCCGCGGAAUACUUUAAAGUCGUUUGUUAUUUCACCAAUUGGGCUUGGUACAGACAUAGUGGCGGAAAAUACUUACCCAGCGAUAUCGACCCGUCGCUUUGCACACACAUCAUUUACGGGUUCGCUGUACUGGACAACGACGAACUGACCAUCAGGGCGCACGACACUUGGGCGGAUUUCGACAACUUUUUUUACCGCAAAGUGACGGCGCUCAAGAAAUUCGGCGUCAAGGUGCUGUUGGCGAUCGGAGGUUGGAAUGAUUCGGCCGGCAGCAAAUACAGCGAGCUGGUAAACAACCCGUUGGCGAGAAGCAAGUUUGUGGAACACGUAGUCGGCUAUUUGAAGCAAAACGAUUUCGACGGACUAGAUUUCGAUUGGGAGUAUCCAAAGUGCUGGCAGGUCGAUUGCAAGCGGGGCCCGAAAAGCGACAAAGAAGGGUUCUCGAGACUAUUGUUGGAACUGCGAGAAGCGUUCGACAAAGAAGGUUUCCUAUUGUCGGCGGCCGUGUCGCCCAACAAAGUUGUAAUAGACGCGGGUUACGAUGUGCCACUACUCUCGGCGACGUUGGACUGGAUAUCCGUGAUGGCGUAUGACUACCAUGGACAAUGGGAUAAGAAGACCGGGCACGUGGCGCCCAUGUACUCUCAUCCCGACGAUUUUGACAUGACUUACAACGCCAACUUCACGCUGUACUAUUGGGUGAACCAAGGUGCGGAUCCCCGUAAACUCAUAAUGGGUAUGCCCACGUACGGUCAGUCGUUCUCGUUGGCAUCCAGCAAGAACAACGGUUUGAACGCACCCACCUACGGUGGCGGUGAAGCGGGUGAUGCGACCAGGUCCCGGGGAUUUUUGUCCUACUACGAAAUCUGCCACAAAGUGUUGAAGCGCGAUUGGCAACUGGUCCAAGACCCGCUGGGCAGGAUGGGCCCGUACGCUUACAGUGGCAACCAAUGGGUGUCGUUCGACGACCAGGACAUGAUCAGAUUCAAAUCCGAAUUCGUCGUUCGCAAUGACCUCGGUGGCGCAAUGAUAUGGGCGUUGGACUUGGACGAUUUCAAAAACGUGUGUGGCUGCGAAACGUAUCCAAUGCUGAAGACCAUCAACAGAGUGCUGGGAAGGUUACCAGGUCCGGGACCAGACUGCUACUUGGACCAAGAACGAAAUGACUUGGACGGAGUCGUCAUCGACAACAGUGACGUCGGGUACGAAGAGGAACUGGGCAGAGGGCAGUGCACCGAACCGCUGUUGAAAGGUCACGGGACGGACUGUAACAAAUACGUGAUUUGCGAGUUUGGGUCGUUGCUCGAACAGUCUUGUCCGUCCAAUUUGUACUUUAACAAGAUGAACAUGCUGUGUGAUUGGCCCGAAAACGUCAACUGCACCCAAAAGAAACGUUUGUCAUCCUCGCACAGACAACUGCGUUUAUUACAUUGAUGAAUCUCGAACCUCGUAGAACUGGCACACAUCGGUUAAUUUAGGUCUACCUUUUGAAAUACGACGAUUAUCAUAUUAUACCUAAGUCUAAUUGCAGUACACCAUACAAUUAAACUCUACAUACUGUCCCUCUGUGUUCUCUUUGUCCGUUUCGUUAUACCAAACAAUCUAUAAAGGCGCAUUGCGACACGGAUUAAUGAGACAAGUCGCGUGCUCGUAUUUAAUUUUAAUUUUAAACCAAAAUUAUUGUAAAUAAUUAUGUUAUAUGAGUAAUAUUAUUUUUAUUAUUGUAAAACGAAAAAUUACACGAUUAAUGAUAAUCAAAAUUAUAAAAUGUAGGUACCUAGGUAUAUUAUAAAAAUUUAAAAGGUAAAAACUAAAAACACAUCUUAAAUUUACACAACAUUAUUUAAAACUCGUGUUAUUAUUAUAAUAUUAUUAAUAUUAUAUUUCUGUUUCGUCUGAACACUGACUGAUUCGUAACGAUAUAAUAUCGCUUCUGCCUUCUGGGCCCUGACGUAUUGUUAUAAUAAAAUUUAUAAUAAUUUUAUUCCUCUAUAAAGUGAUAUUAAUUAUUAUUGUAUGUAAUAUAGUUCUACCAUUGUGA
Messenger RNA from Metopolophium dirhodum (rose-grain aphid), 7791 nucleotides. Its product is annotated as probable chitinase 10. The transcript is spliced from 37 exons. The coding region runs from base 402 to 7184 and encodes 2260 amino acids. NCBI's taxonomy places the organism in Eukaryota, Metazoa, Arthropoda, Insecta, Hemiptera, Aphididae. Gene Ontology annotation, molecular function: chitinase activity; chitin binding. Gene Ontology annotation, cellular component: extracellular region. The record is from RefSeq and is a predicted model, not a curated record. Gene Ontology annotation, biological process: carbohydrate metabolic process; chitin catabolic process.